AUGUCCGCCGGCUACUUUCUGGAACGCGAAAAGGUCGGCCUUGAGGAUCUCUUCAAGGGCCUCGUAACAGCCUCGCAUAUUCUGCACAGCAACGGCAUCAUCGACGCCUAUGGCCAUAUUUCUGUGCGUAGUCCCGAUAACCUAGCGACUUUCUGGAUGCCAUGUAAUAUCUCUCCGGCCCUUGUCAGUUCUCCGGAUGAUUUGGUCGAGUACAACGUCGAGGACGUGAGCCCUGUGGAAAAAAAUGUAAAGCCCGGAUACCUUGAGAGAAGCAUCCAUGGAGAGAUAUACAAGCGAUUUCCAGCCAUUAAUAGUGUCGUACACAGCCAUUGUAGUCAUGUUCUGCCGUAUUGCGUGAGUGGGGUGCCGUUGAAGCCUAUGAUACAUAUGGCUGGAUUCUUAGGGAACAACGUUCCAGUCUGGGACAUUGCUUCUCACUACCCCAGCGGGUCAAAACACGACCUCCUCGUUCGCAACACUGCCCUUGGUGCCUCUCUCUCAGCAACCUUCAAACCAGCCACCUCGGCAGGGUACAUCUACUCCAAAGUCCGCUCUGCGAUCCCUUCCCAGAUCGCUGGCGCACCCCCAAGGCCCUCUCAUGAGCCUGAUCAUGCCGUGGUUCUCAUGCAAGGGCAUGGCUUCACGACGGCGGCCUAUGGCAUCGAAGAAGCAGUCUUCCAAGCCAUCUACACCAAAGAGGCUGCCAAGACGCAAACGACAGCAUUGACGAUACGAAACGCACAUUUUGGACACAUUGUCGAAGGCAAGAUAGACUUGGAAGGUGGUGGAAAGAUCAAGUCAGCAAAAGUGAAGGCCGAAGGCGGCCUGAAAUACUUGAGCGAAAAGGAAGCACACGACGCCUGCGAGGCGAUGCAAGCUACCAUUGCUCGACCGUGGGCACUGUGGUGUCGAGAAGUUGAAGUGAACCCUCUGUACAGGAACGAUUGUCCUGGAGGCGAGGAUUGA
This is a messenger RNA of Lindgomyces ingoldianus, 966 nucleotides long. RefSeq lists its product as uncharacterized. The record is from RefSeq and is a predicted model, not a curated record. The coding region runs from base 1 to 966 and encodes 321 amino acids. Gene Ontology annotation, cellular component: cytoskeleton. NCBI's taxonomy places the organism in Eukaryota, Fungi, Ascomycota, Dothideomycetes, Pleosporales, Lindgomycetaceae. The transcript has 2 exons. Gene Ontology annotation, molecular function: actin filament binding.